CAAGCGCGCCUCGCCAUGUUCAUCCAUAUAUACCCAGCCUCCCGCUUCCUUGAGCUCAGCUCAGACACUCACACGGUCACACCCCUUUUCCUCAGUUCUUCCUCACACCGAGAGCAGCUGCGCACGGCGAAGCUACUGCUAGCUCAAGCUCAGUAGCGGCCUUGCUAGAAAAGCCACUUCUACACCCAGCCAAGUAUACCAUGGCGGCGUCCGUGGCCUGCGCCUUCUUCUUCGACGCCGAGCCGGUCGGCGAGCCGUGCCGGCACGCCCUGGACGCGUGCGCGCUCUGCGCCAAGCCGCUCGCGCGCGACAGGGACGUCUUCAUGUACAGAGGGGACACCCCCUUCUGCAGCGAGGACUGCCGCCACGAGCAGAUGCGCCUCGACGACGUCCGCGACAGGCACGCAGCCCGGAGGCUGCAGCGGUACUCAUCUGGAACGGCGGAGUCCCGUCGCGGGCAGCGAGAGGUCAGGAAGGUGUCGAUGUCGAUUGCGAGCUAGCGGCCGGCCGGAGCCCGUGGCCGAGAAAAGUAUAUGGUUUGAAACUGUAUUCUGAAGAACCGCCGA
This is a messenger RNA of Lolium rigidum, 566 nucleotides long. RefSeq names its product FCS-Like Zinc finger 2-like. The transcript has a single exon. NCBI's taxonomy places the organism in Eukaryota, Viridiplantae, Streptophyta, Magnoliopsida, Poales, Poaceae. The record is from RefSeq and is a predicted model, not a curated record. The coding region runs from base 201 to 500 and encodes 99 amino acids.